Messenger RNA from Dama dama (fallow deer), 2746 nucleotides. RefSeq names its product transcription factor AP-2 gamma (gene TFAP2C). NCBI's taxonomy places the organism in Eukaryota, Metazoa, Chordata, Mammalia, Artiodactyla, Cervidae. Gene Ontology annotation, molecular function: RNA polymerase II transcription regulatory region sequence-specific DNA binding; DNA-binding transcription factor activity, RNA polymerase II-specific. Gene Ontology annotation, cellular component: nucleus. The transcript has 7 exons. Gene Ontology annotation, biological process: regulation of transcription by RNA polymerase II; regulation of cell population proliferation; anatomical structure development. Bases 163 to 1515 code for a protein of 450 amino acids. The record is from RefSeq and is a predicted model, not a curated record.
GCGGAGCCGCCGAUGCGCGCCCAGUGACCCGGACAGCUAGGCCCGCGCGGCGGGGGCGGCGGCAGACGCCUGGCCACCGUGACCCCAAUUUUGGAUUUACCGCUCGGGGGGUGGGGGGAACCUGGAUUUAACUGGCGAUUGUUUUGGGGGACGCCGGACGCCAUGUUGUGGAAAAUAACCGAUAAUGUCAAGUAUGAAGAGGACUGCGAGGAUCGCCACGACGCGAGCAGCAAUGGGAACCCGCGCCUGCCUCACCUCUCCUCCGCCGGGCAGCAUCUCUACAGCCCCGCGCCGCCCCUCUCCCAUACCGGAGUCGCCGAAUACCAGCCGCCCCCCUACUUUCCGCCUCCCUACCAGCAGCUGGCUUACUCUCAGUCGGCCGACCCCUACUCGCACCUUGGAGAGGCGUACGCCGCUGCCAUCAAUCCCUUGCACCAGCCCGCGCCCACCGGCAGCCAGCAGCAGGCCUGGCCGGGCCGCCAGAGCCAGGAGGGGGCCGGCCUGCCCUCGCACCACGGGCGCCCGGCCGGCCUGUUGCCCCAUCUCUCCGGACUGGACGGCGGCGCCGUGAGCGCACGCAGGGAGGCCUACCGACGCUCGGACCUGCUACUGCCCCACUCGCACGCCCUGGACGCCGCGGGCCUGGCCGAGAACCUGGGGCUCCACGACAUGGCACACCCGAUGGAGGACGUGCAGAAUGUGGACGACCAGCACCUACUUCUGCAUGAUCAGACAGUUAUUCGCAAAGGUCCUAUUUCCAUGACCAAGAACCCCCUGAGUCUCCCUUGUCAGAAGGAGCUGGUGGGGGCUGUGAUGAAUCCCAGCGAGGUCUUCUGCUCAGUCCCUGGAAGACUGUCCCUCCUCAGCUCUACAUCUAAAUACAAAGUGACAGUUGCUGAAGUCCAGAGGCGGCUGUCCCCGCCUGAGUGCUUAAAUGCCUCAUUACUGGGAGGUGUUCUCAGAAGAGCCAAGUCUAAAAAUGGUGGCCGGUCCUUGCGGGAGAAGUUGGAUAAGAUUGGGUUGAAUCUUCCAGCCGGGAGACGGAAAGCGGCUCACGUCACCCUCCUGACGUCUCUUGUGGAAGGUGAGGCAGUUCAUUUGGCUCGGGACUUUGCCUAUGUCUGUGAAGCAGAAUUUCCUAGUAAAUCUGUGGCUGAGUAUUUAACCAGACCUCAUCUCGGUGGGCGGAAUGAGAUAGCAACUAGGAAGAACAUGCUGCUGGCCGCACAGCAAGUGUGUAAGGAAUUUACAGAUCUUCUCAAUCAAGACCGAACUCCCAACGGGAACAACCGACCCACCCCAGUCCUGGAGACCAACAUUCAGAACUGCUUGUCUCAUUUCAGCCUGAUUACCCAUGGGUUUGGCAGCCAGGCCAUCUGUGCUGCAGUGUCUGCCGUGCAGAACUACAUAAAAGAGGCCCUGAUAGUCAUAGACAAAUCCUACAUGAAUCCCGGAGACCAGAGUCCAGCCGAUUCUAGCAAAACCCUGGAGAAGUUGGAGAAGCACAGGAAGUAAAACGAGGGGGUAGUGAACCAAGGGCCGAAGAGUUUGGAAGGAAAAGGACUCCCAGAUCAUCUCGACCAGGACAGACUGGGCACCCCACUUACCUGGGGGGCAGCGUUGUUACCCACCUUCCCAUGAAAAAGGGCCUCUGUCGAUUUCCAGCUCUUCAAGUGCCCUCCUGGAUUCCUUAGUGUUUAGGGAGUGCUGAAGCGUCUCCUUAACUCUGGACGAGAUGUUGGAAGUGCUGGUUCUUUACUCAUUAAGCUUCUAUUUUAUUUUUUUGGAACCCCAUUCUUCCUUACUCUGGAAGUGGUGCUACAAGUUUUCGAACCUUUUAAAUAAAUCCCCGGGCUAACAAAAACUCACAUUCACUCAGCUGUUGAAAGGUCAAAUUGAUGGGAUUCAGAUCAACAAUAACUUUUAGUGUUUAGGUGAAAGUAUUUAUGUAGUUUCUUUAGACUUGUCCUGCAUACUGAUAGGAGGCAAGGAUUCUGUCCACCUAGCAACUGGUUAAUAGGUGGCAUUUGUAACACUUUAAAACCCCUUGUUCAAAGGGGCCCUUCGGGUUUUACGAAACUUGUAGAAACAAAGCCUGCUGAUGACUUUAUGUUUUUUCUUUUUAAAAAAAAAAAAAACUUUGAAAGUUAACUCUUCAAGGAGGAGACUCUUUGAAAUGACAUUCCUUUAAGGUAUGGAAGCUUUAUUUUGCAUAUUUAUUUCACAUCUUAGUGAAACUUGAAAAGGGUAGGCAUGGAGCAUUUUUUUUUUUUUUUUUUGCUGUCUGUCAUCCCCCAGUCCCAGAGGAGGCUCUGUAUUUUGAGAAAUUGCGUUGAGUGUACAGAUUUUAUUUAUGCAUAAUUUAAUGGGGUCUGUAAAUAUGGGUGCACUUCUUAUGACUUUUUGAGAAAUGGGAUUCGAUUUUAAUAUUAACUUUUAAAGGUGACGGGGUAAUCUAAGACACAUCUUUAGGUUUUAUUCUUAUGUACACAGGGUAUUAAGAGUUAAGAGGAUCUUCAGCUCUGUUCUUGACUCUGGAAGACUCUUAUUUAAUUGAAGCUGUCUGUCCACAAAGCAAUAACUUUGUCUUGUUCCUGUUGGGCUGACCCCCCGAAGAGGUACAGUUCGAGGUACAGUGCGUGUGGGUGAAAAUGGAGUUUUGGAAUUGAACUCCUUGCCUGUAAAUGUUCCCUAAAUAAUUGUUGUGUAUAUGAAACCUGUAUAAUAAAAAGUAUUCUCGAUAGAA